AGCACCCCUCUGCCUGAGAGUUGCGCACCCCGCCCUUCCUGCGCAGCCAGCGGACUCAAAUCAAGCACCAUGGACGCGGCAGCCACGGAGCACUGACUUGGAGUAAAACCUCGUAUUCAUAUUUUUCUUUAAAAAGUGUUCUAGGAUAUUAAAAAUAAUAACAAAUAUCCAUGCCACCUGGAAGGAGAGCGCCUUGUGGACACAGCGAACCCGGAGCCGAGCACAGGUUCGUGUAAAAGAAGCAGUGAUUGCACCAAAGCGGUUCAAGUUUUGUCCGUGGAGUACAAAACUCCCCCAGCUCAAAGUGGACUGAUGAUGGCUCUGGUGGUUCACCUGAAGACGGUGGCUCAGCUCCGGGGGAGAGGGGACAGGAUCGCCAAAGUUACAUUCAGAGGUUUGCCCUUCUACAGCCACGUGGCUGAGAACUGUGAGGAGGUGGCUCCCUUUAACGAGACAUUCCGAUGGCCCAUUGCCAGCAGACUGGAUGGAAACGAGCUGCUGGAGAUCCAAGUGUACAAUUAUAGCAAAGUUUUCUCAAACAGACUGAUUGGGACCUUCUGCAUGGUGCUGCAGAAGGUGGCUGAAGAGGGACAUCUGGAGCUGACUGACACGCUCAUUGAUGACAACAACACCUCCAUAAAGACCAAUGUCACCAUCGACAUAAAAUACCAACCGAUGGACAGCUCAAUGGGAAAUUGGGGUGAAGGAGAGUUCCUGGAUGUUCCAGACGACCGUGAUGGGAUGUUCGCCUUUGAAACAGACAGCUUGAUUUCAGGACAAAGCCACGGGUCAGGGAUGUCACCAGGACGAUCCCUGCAGGGAUCCAUCCCAACCUUCAGGAAAACUGGGAAGGGAGUUUUCUCAGCCAUGAAGCUCGGCAAGAUCAAGAGCUCUAAGGACAACCACAAGAGAGGAGAUGAGCCAGCGAUUCUGGAAAUGGAAGAUCUGGACAAGAAGGCCAUUCGUCUGGCUGGGACACUGGAACCGGACGCCGUGUCUUUAGCCUCCGUGACCGCUGUCACCACCAAUGUUUCUAACAAAAGGUCAAAGCCAGAUAUCAAGAUGGAGCCGAGCUCCGGGAGACCGGUGGACUAUCAGAUCAGCAUCACGGUGAUCGAGGCUCGGCAGCUCAUAGGCCUGAACAUGGACCCGGUGGUGUGUGUGGAAGUUGGAGAUGACAAGAAGUACACCUCCAUGAAGGAGUCCACCAACUGUCCGUACUACAACGAGUAUUUUGUUUUCGACUUCCACGUUCCUCCUGAUGUCAUGUUUGACAAAAUCAUCAAACUCUCAGUUAUUCACUCUAAGAACCUGUUACGCAGUGGAACCUUGGUGGGAACCUUUAAGAUGGACGUCGGCACAGUUUACUCUCAGCCUGAGCACCAGUUCUACCACAAGUGGGCCAUCCUGUCUGACCCAGAUGACAUCACUGCAGGAUGCAAAGGUUAUAUUAAGUGUGACAUUGCUGUGGUUGGAAAGGGUGACAACAUUAAGACCCCCCAUAAGGCCAAUGAGACGGACGAAGACGACGUAGAAGGAAAUUUGUUGCUCCCUGAAGGCAUUCCUGCAGAAAGACAGUGGGCAAGAAUUUAUGUGAGGAUCUAUCGUGCAGAAGGACUCCCUAAAAUGAACACCACCAUCAUGGCUAAUGUGAAGAAGGCCUUCAUUGGAGAGAACAGGGAUCUGGUGGACCCUUAUGUUCAAGUGCAGUUUGCUGGGCAAAAGGGGAAGACGUCAGUCCAGAAGAGCAGUUAUGAACCUAUCUGGAAUGAGCAGGUUAUCUUCACAGAGCUGUUUCCUCCACUCUGCAAAAGAAUCAGGGUCCAAAUAAGAGACUCAGAUAAGGUCAACGACGUCGCCAUAGGGACCCAUUUCAUCGAUCUACGCAAGAUAUCAAAUGAUGGUGAUAAAGGGUUCCUACCCACUCUGGGUCCGGCCUGGGUCAACAUGUACGGCUCCACCCGGCAGUACACACUGAUGGACGAGCACCAGGACCUGAACGAGGGACUCGGAGAAGGUGUUUCCUUCAGAGCGCGCCUCCUGCUUUCUGUAGCUGUGGAGAUGCUGGACACCGCGUCGCCUGACUUCAUGAGCUCAUCCGAGGUUCAAGUGGAGACGGUUUCUAACAUCUCAGAGAGUGCCACGGGGAAAAUGGAAGAGUUCUUCCUGUUUGGUUCCUUCCUCGAAGCGACUAUGAUCGACAGGAAGAUCGGCGACAAACCUAUCAGUUUUGAAAUCACACUGGGUAACUAUGGCAACCAGAUAGAUGGCGUGAGUAAAUCUUCUGCGCUGAAGAAGAGAAAGAAAGAGGGGGAGAACGCGGAGGAGGAAAACGAGCUGAUCCAGAACUCCAGCGAGGACGAGGCGGAGGAGGAGGGGGACGCUCUAUCUGUGUCGUCAACUCCGCCCAUGAGGCCAUUCAUCACUGACAGAAACUACUUCCAUCUUCCCUACUUUGAAAAGAAGCCGUGUGUUUACAUCAAGAGCUGGUGGCAGGACCAGAGAAGACGACUUUAUAAUUCCAACAUGAUGGAUAAGCUCGCAGACAAGCUGGAAGAGGGUCUGAAUGAUGUGCAAGAGAUCAUUAAGACAGAGAAGGCCUUUCCAGAGCGCAGGCUCAGAGGAGUGCUGGAGGAGCUCAGUGUCGGUUGCAGUCGGUUCGUGACACUUGCCAACAAGGAUGUAAACCAAGCAGGCAGAACCAAACUCGAUCGAGAGAGACUCAAGUCCUGCAUGAGAGAGAUGGACACCAUGGGACAGCAGGCUAAGCAGAUCCGCACACAGGUGAAGAAAAACACGGUGAAAGAUAAACUCAAGCUGGCGCAGAACUUCCUGCUGAGGCUUCGCUUCCUCGCUGACGAGUCUCAGCACAGCAUCCCAGAUGUGUUCAUCUGGAUGAUGAGCAACAACAAGCGCAUCGCCUACGCCCGUAUUCCUUCCAAAGACAUCCUGCACUCCACAGUGGAUGAAGAAACAGGCAAAGACUGCGGGAAAGUCAAAGCUGUCUUUCUCAAGCUGCCUGGUAAGAAAGGAUUUGGUCCUGCAGGCUGGACGGUUCAGGCUAAAUUGGAGUUAUAUCUGUGGCUCGGUCUCAACAAGCAACGAAAAGACUUCCUAAGUGGUCUCCCGAAUGGUUUUGAGGAAAUUAAAGCUGCCAAAACUAUCUCCGGGCAUCACUCUGUGCCCCCUGUUGGCCUCGCCUACAACAUGAAGCAGGUGUUCCAGCUGAGAGCCCACAUGUACCAGGCUCGCAGUCUGUUUGCCGCUGACAGCAGUGGGCUUUCAGACCCCUUCGCCCGCGUCUUCUUCUCCACACACAGCCAGGUUACCGAGAUUCUGAGCGAGACUCUUUGCCCCACUUGGGACCAGCUGCUGGUGUUUGACGACGUGGAGCUGUUCGGAGAGGCCAGUGAGCUGAGAGACGACCCUCCAAUCGUUGUGGUUGAAAUCUUUGACCAGGACACUGUGGGUAAGGCAGAGUUCAUAGGUCGGACUUUUGCAAAGCCUACCAUCAAGAUGUGUGACGAGCACUACGGGCCCCCCAGGUUCCCCCCACAGCUGGAGUACUACCAGAUCUACAGAGGGAACUGCACCGCUGGCGAGCUGCUGGCUGCGUUUGAGCUGCUGCAGAAACCCUUCAAUUCAGAGGAGAUCCGGCGCGCUUUAAUUGCUGUCCACAACUUUACUGUUCCUCAAAUAAAGAUUGGUCAAGGGGGCCGGGUUGACCUUCCACCACUCGAAGGGUCAACAGACACGGAGCGUGGCCCCAUCCUCCCGGUGCCACUGGGCAUACGGCCAGUUCUGAGUCGCUACCGAAUAGAGGUUUUAUUCUGGGGAUUAAGGGACUUGAAGAGGAUAAACUUAGCUCAGGUGGAUCGACCUCGAGUGGACAUCGAGUGUGCCGGUCGAGGAGUUCAGUCAGUCCUCAUUCAGAACUACAAGAAGAAUCCCAACUUCAGCACUCUGGUGAAAUGGUUCGAGGUGGAUCUUCCUGAAAACGAGCUCCUCCAUCCUCCUCUGAACAUCCGGGUGGUGGACUGCAGAGCGUUUGGACGCUACAUCCUGGUAGGCACCCAUGCUGUGUCCUGCCUGAGACGUUUUAUCUACAGUCCUCCAGACAAGACAUCCAACAACUGGGCUCAUGCAGCUAAGCUAAUGAAUGGCUACAUGGUUCUAACCAGUGCCGGUCCCCAUCCUCGCCCCUCACCCAGCCUUUCUUCCCGCACCUUCUCUCGCCCUGCAGGUGAUGUCAUCGUCAACUUGGACGACGAUUCUUCAAUCCGAAAGAUGGGCACUGUUGUCAAAUUGGAUGCUACAUCUGAUGCUGUUGUAAAAGUUGACACGACUGAAGAAGAGAACGACAAAGAUAAAAAGAAGAAGAAAAAGAAGAAGAAGGGAGGAAUGGAGGAAGAUGAUGAGACAGAUGAGAGAGUGCUGGACUGGUGGUCCAAAUAUUUUGCCUCAAUAGAGACUCUUAAAGAGAUCGUCAGAGCACAGGAGGCAGCUCAGGCAGAAGCAGAAGAAAAGGAGGACCUUGAAAUUGCUGCUGAAGCUGCAGAUUCCAGAUCCGAUGACUUUCUUUUAAGAGGCUCUAAGUUGAAGGAAAAAAGCAAAGAGAAGAAGAGCUCCAAGGACAAGAAGAAGGGUCAGGCUGCAGACUGCUCAGAGAAACGACCGAUUAAACCCAAGGUGGACGAGUUGUUGGUGUACAACAAGGAGCUGGAGAGCGAGUAUGGCAGCUUUGAAGACUGGCUUCAUACGUUCAACUUGUACAGAGGAAAAGCUGGAGACGACGACGAACACGCUCUGGAUGACGACAGGAUCGUAGGGAGAUUCAAAGGAUCUCUGUGUAUGUACAAGCUACCUCUAUCUCAGGAGAUCACAAGAGAGGCAGGAUUUGAUCCUAAUAUGGGAAUGUUUCAGAGCAUUCCGCAUAAUGAUCCCAUUAACAUCCUCGUUCGGGUCUACGUGGUCCGGGCCACAGACCUUCACCCUGCUGACAUCAACGGGAAGGCCGAUCCAUACAUUGUCAUCAAACUGGGAAAGUCGGAGAUCAAAGAUAAGGAGAACUACAUUUCAAAGCAGCUUAAUCCUGUUUUUGGAAAAUCAUUUGACAUGGAAGCCACGUUCCCCAUGGAGUCCAUGUUGACUGUGUCUGUGUACGACUGGGAUCUGGUCGGAACUGAUGACCUGAUCGGAGAGACAAAGAUCGACUUGGAGAAUCGAUUCUACAGCAAAUUCCGAGCCACUUGUGGCAUUUCAUCAAAUUAUUCCGUACACGGAUACAACAUUUGGCGGGACCCUUUGAAGCCCAGCCAGAUCCUGGCUAAGCUUUGCAAGGAUGCUAAGAUUGAUGGACCUCAUUACGGCCCGGGAGGCAAAGUCAAGGUGGCAAAUCGAAUCUUUACAGGACCGACAGAAAUAGAGGAUGAAAACGGUCUGAAAAAGCAAACCGAGGAGCAUUUAGCCUUGACAGUAUUGAACCACUGGGAGGAAAUCCCCAGAGUUGGCUGCAAGCUUGUUCCUGAACACGUGGAGACGAGACCCCUGCUGAACCCCGACAAACCUGGAAUCGAACAGGGUCGGAUUGAGAUGUGGGUCGACAUGUUUCCCAUGGACAUGCCUGCUCCUGGACCUGCAAUCGACAUAUCGCCACGGAAACCAAAGAGCUUUGAGCUUCGUGUUAUUAUUUGGAACACUGAUGACGUAAUUCUAGAGGACGAUGCUUUCAUGACAGGGGAGAAGAUGUCUGACAUCUAUGUCAGGGGAUGGCUUAAAGGACAGCAGGAAGACAAACAGGACACAGACGUGCAUUACCACUCCCUGACUGGUGAGGGCAACUUUAACUGGCGCUUCGUCUUCCCUUUCGACUACCUGGUGGCUGAGGAGAAGAUUGUCAUCUCUAAGAAGGAGUCCAUGUUCUCCUGGGAUGAGACUGAAUACAAGAUCCCUCCUCGCCUCACACUGCAGGUCUGGGAUGCAGACCACUUCUCUGCUGAUGACUUCCUGGGUGCGAUUGAGCUGGACCUGAACAGGUUCCCCCGAGGCGCCAAGACCGCUAAGCAAUGCUCCAUUGACAUGAUUCGAAAUGAGCAGGAGCUGCCCACUAUUUCCAUCUUCAAACAGAAAAGAGUCAAAGGAUGGUGGCCUUUUGUGGCUCGCGAUGAGAAUGAUGAGAUGGAGCUCACGGGAAAAGUUGAGGCUGAGCUCCACCUGGUGACGGGAGAGGAAGCAGAGAAAAGUGCUGUGGGUCUGGGACGGAACGAGCCUGAUCCACUGGAGAAACCGAAUCGUCCGGACACCAGCCUAAUGUGGUUUCUGGGCCCUCUGAAGUCCAUCGGUUACUUCAUCUGGCGCAACUACCGUUGGCUGAUCCUCAAGACGCUGGGGCUGCUGCUGCUGCUGCUCAUGCUGGGUCUCUUCCUCUACUCGAUCCCUGGCUACCUUGUCAAGAAGAUGCUGGGGGCCUGAUGCGCUGUCGCCCUGACACCACCUUCCUGUGGUUCCUGAGCCCGCUGAAAGCCAUCCGCUACCUGGUCUGCAACCGUUACAAGUGGCUGAUCAUCAAGGUCGUGCUAGCCCUGCUGCUACUCAUCAUGCUGGGCCUCUUCCUCUACAGCAUGCCGGGUUACCUUGUCAAGAAGCUGCUGGGUGCUUAGGACGCUGCUGGGAGAAAGGGGGGGGAGGAAAAGAGAGGAAAGGCUGGGAGAGGAAGAGAGGGCUCGCCCACUUGAAGGGAGGCAGAGGGAGGUCCAGUUGUACUGUUUUCUCCUCUUUGAUCCAUUCAGUUUCACAUAAUUACACAUUACCUUCCAUUUUAGCACAAAAGAGAGGCGAGUGCAUCAACUGAAGAAAAAGAUCGGGUCUCCAUCUGUGAACUGAUUAAGCAGCGAUCAAACAUCACUAUAUCACCCAAUUUACCAUUUUCCUUUAGCAAAAUCACCUUUCCCUUUUCUGUAAUUUAAUUUUUUUUUUCAUUUAUUAUGAAGAGAAGUGUGGCUUAGUGGUCAGGAAGCAUCCCAUUUCUGAUCCACUGUGUGACAUUGAGGUUCAUAUAGAAUAAAUUAUUGAAAAACGUGGUAAUGCUUUAAUGUUGCCACCGUUUGAAAAUUACAAACCAAUAAUAGACAUUACAUAAAUAGUUUUAUAGCUUUUGUUGAAGCUCCUGCCACAUGCAGGAGAUUUUAAGGAUGCAAAUAAAAUAAACUUUAAGAAAGGUCUAAAUAUUUAUUAAUUGUGUAGUGAUUGGCUGUGAAGCUCAGUAGAAGUGGGUUCUAUUAAAGUGUUACCAUCUGAGGAACUUUUUAUUGCUUUUGCAGUUUUUGCACACUCGUAUGAGAAUUAAUUCAAUUCAGUUGAAUUCAAUUUUAUUUAUAUAGCGCCAAAUCACGACUAGAGUCGUCUCAAGGCACUUCGCAUUAUAAACAUUCCAAUUCAGGUCAGUUCAUAAAGCCAAUCUGAAAUAAUGUUUCCUAUAUAAGGAACCCAGCAAAUUGCAUCAAGUCACUGACUAGUGUCAGUGACUUUACAGCAAUCAUCAUACUAAGCAAGCAUAUAGCGACAGUGGAGAGGAAAACUCCCUUUUAACAGGAAGAAACCUCCAGAGGAUCCUGGCUCAGAAUAAGCAGCCAUCCUCCAUGACUCACUGGGGAUCGAGAAGACAGAGCAGACACACACACACACACACACACACACACACAGACAAAGAUAAAGUAAUGUGUCUAUAGUUAUAUUGUGAUUUCUUAGUAAAUAUUCUAUUUGGUGAGAGGUAAACUUUAUUGUAUUUAUCCUAGUGGAUCUAUAAUUAAACGGGUAAACUAGUAGUAGCACAUCCAACAUCAAGGAAAGCAAAAAGUUAUUAUCAGGAGAGGGAGAAUAAGUGGUUAGCAGCAGUGUGCUAGACGAUGACCCCCAUGAGGCCACCACAGCUCAGCAGAACAUCACUGUAGCUUCUUCUGGGGAGAAAAACACUUAGAGAGAAAAUAAAGUUAACAGCUGAAAUAGCAGGAAAUAAUACAGUUAAAGAGCAGAUCGUAGAAGAAAGAAGUAGAGUGUGAAAAGUGGUCAGUGUAUCCUCCAGCAGUCUAAGCCUAUAGCAGCAUAACUACAGAGAUAACUCUGGAUAAUCUGUCCUAUUUAGAUGGAGGCAUGUUGGAGGCAGGGCAAGGGAGAGCCGUCUUUACCGACUGUACACUCCACCUCCCUCUACUCCCCCACUUGUCCAGAUUUAGGCUAACAUCAGAUUUUAACCAUAGGUCCUAUCAAAUAAAAAUGUUUUAAGCCUAGUCUUAAAAGUAGACAAGGUGUCUGCCUCACGGACUAAAGCUGGGAGCUGGUUCCACAGGAGAGGAGCCUGAUAACUAAAAGAUCUGCCCCCCAUCCUAAUUUUAGAUAUUCUGGGAACCACCAGUAAACCUGCAGUCUGAGAGCGAAGUGCUCGGUUAGGAACGGAUGGAACAAUCAGAUCACUGAUGUAUGAUGGAGCUUGAUUAUUAAGAGCUUUGUAUGUGAGAAGAAGGAUCUUAAAAUCUAUUCUGAAUUUAACAGGUAGCCAAUGUAGGGAAGCUAAGACAGGAGAGAUAUGAUCUCUCUUUUUAAUUCUCAUCAGAACUCUAGCUGCAGCAUUUUGGACAAGCUGAAGACUUUUAACUACAUUCUGUGGACUUCCUGAGAGUAAUGAAUUACAGUAAUCCAGUCUUGAUGUAAUAAAUGCAUGAACUAGUUUUUCAGCAUCACUCCUGGAAAGGAUGCUUCUAAUCUUAGCAAUAUUCCGAAGGUGGAAAAAGGAAAUCCUGCAAAUCUGUUUAACCUGGGAUUUGAAUGACAUGUCCUGGUCAAAGAUAACACCAGGGUUCCUUACUUUGUUCUCGGAGAUUAAUGUAAUGCCAUUCAAGUCAGAUGAUUGACUAAGCAAUUUCCUUUUCUGGAUUUCUUGUCCAAAGAUGAGAACUUAUGUCUUGUCUUGAUUUUAAAGCAAAAAGUUUAGAGUCAUCCAAUUUUUUAUGUCCUCAACACAAGCCUGUAAUCUACCCAACCGAUUAGGUUCAUCAGGGUUAAUGGAUAAAUAUAACUGAGUAUCGUCAGCAUAACAGUGGAAGUUUAUCCCAUGCUGUCUAAUGAUUUUACCAAUUGGGAGCAUAUAUAUAUAUAGUAAAAAGAAUUGGUCCAAGCACUGAACCCUGUGGAACUCCACAAGUAACCCUGGAGUAUGAAGACGAUUUGUCAUGUAUAUUAGCAAAAUGAAAUCUGUUAGACAGGUUAGGAUUUAAACCAGCCUAGCGCUGUUCCUUUGAUCCCUACAACAUGUUCAAGUCUUUCUAAAAGAACAUUGUGAUCAACUGUGUCAAAGGCAGCACUGAGAUCUAACAAGACUAGAACAGACACAAGAUUCUUAUCUGAGGCCACGAGAAUAUCGUUUGUAACUCUCACUAAUGCAGUUUCAGUGUUGUGAUACUCUCUAAAACCAGACUGAAAUUCCUCAAACAGAGCAUUGAUGUUUAAAUGCUCACAUACUUGGAUGGCCACUAUUUUCUCCAGGACUUUGGAUAAAAAUGGAAGGUUAGAUAUUGGUCUAUAAUUCAUUGGGUCAUCUGGAUCCGGAGAAGGCUUCUUAAGUGAAGGUUUGAUUACAGCAACCUUAAAAUCUUGUGGUACAUAUCCAUUUAAAAAAGGAUAGAUUGAUUAUAUUUAGAAUGGGGGCAGUAACCAAAGGAAAUGCUUCUUUAAAUAAUUUGCUUGGGAUUGGAUCCAAAAUGCAAGUUGAAGGUUUAGAUGAAGCUAAUAUUUUUGAUAACUCUGAAGGCUCAACUGGAUCAAAACGGUUCAAGCACAGAUUAGGUUCUACAGUCACCUCUGAUGCUGCCUCACUUACUGAGGAAGAAGAAAUCGCAUUAGGGAGGAUGCUAAAGAUUUUUGUUUCUAAUAGAAUUAAUUUUACUUGUAAAAAAUCCCAUGAAGUCAUUGCUGCUGAGGGCUAAGGGAAUAGAUGGCUCAGAGCUAUGAUUCUGUGUAAGUUUAGCAACUGUACUGAAAAGAAAUUUAGGAUUAUGCUUAUUCUCCUCAAUUAACGCUGAGAAAUAAGCAGUUCUAGUUUGUCAAAGCUUAUUUUUAUAAAGCACAAGACUAUUUUUCCAGGAUAGGUAGGCCUCCUCAUGGUGCGUAGAGCGCCAUGUUCUCUCUAAUUUCCUAGAGUUUUGUUUUAAGGCUCGUAAAUGAGAAUUAAACCAGGGAGUCAACUUCCUGUCCCUAAUUACCUUCUUUUUUAAAGGGGCAACAUCAUCUAAUGCCACACGUAAAGAGGAAUUAACAUGAUGAACUAAGGCAUCAAUUUGUGAGGGGCUAGAACUGAAAAUAUUGCCCUCCACUACAUGCCUCUGAGAUGCUGAGGACGGUAAAGAUGGAACAGUUGAUUUGAAAGAUGCAACUGCGUUGUCAGAUAGAGACCGACUAUAGUGAAAUUUACUUUCAUGUCUCGAGAACUCAGUUAUAAAAAACUCAAAGGUUAUCAGAAAGUGGUCCGAGAGGACUGGAUUAUGUGGAAAGAUCGUUAUUUCCUCACACUCUAUGCCAUAAGUCAGCACAAGGUCUAAUGUAUGAUGGCAGGAGUGGGUGGAGCUAUGUAUUCUUUGAGUAAAACCAAUUGAAUCUAAGAUAUUAGUAAAGGCUAUAUUGAGGCUAUCAUUUUCAAUGUCCACAUGAAUAUUAAAAUCCCCCACUACAAUGACCUUAUCAGUAUUUAGCACCAAAUCAGAUUAAAAAAAAAAUCUGAGAUCUGAUCCAAAAACUCAGAGUAAGGGCCUGGUGGACGAUAUAAAACUACAAACAAGAGUGGUUUUACAGUCUUACAAUCUGAAUUAGGAAAACUAAGAGUAAGAUGUUCAAACGAACUGUAGCUAUUAAUUGGUAAGGGACUGAUUAGUAAGUCCGAAUGAAAAAUGGUUGCUACUCCUCAUCCUCACCCUGUACUUCGAGCAAUAUGAUUUAAAUAAUUUGAAGGAGUCGACUCGUUUAAACUAACAUAGUCCUCUUGCUGCAGCCAGGAUUCUGUGAGAGAGAGCAAAGAGAUCUGAUUAUCACAGAUCAAGUCAUUAACUAACAAAGUUUUAGAAAAAAUGGAUCAAAUGUUCAACAACCCACAUUUAAAUUUUCUAGUUUUCUGCUCAGUUGAAUUUGUUCUAAUAUUUAUGAGAUUUACAAUAUUACAGAUAUUUAAUCUGUGUGAUUUUGGCCGUGGGCAGGACACUGUCUCUAUGGGGUAGUGGGUGGGUAACAGUACAGAAGCUGCAGAGGGGUGGGUUGAACUACGACUCUGCUUCCUGGUCUGGACCCUGGGUUGUCAUGGAGGACUAAUAAAACUGGCCAUGUUCCUAGAAAGAAGAGCUGCUCCAUCCAAAGAGGUAUGGAUGCCAUCUCUCUGCAUCAGACCAGGUUUUCCCCAAAAAGUUUUCCAGUUAUCAAUGUAGCCCACGUUGUUUUCAGGACACCACCUAGACAGCCAGCGGUUGAAGGACAGCAUGCGGCUAAACAUGUCGUCACUGGUCCGAUCAGACAGGGGGCCAGAGAAAAUUACGGAGUCCGACAUUGUUUUGGCAAACUUUUUCACCGAAGCAACAUUAAUUUUAGUGACCUCCGAUUGGCGUAACCGGGUGUCGUUACCGCCAGCGUGAACAACAAUCUUACUGUAUUUACGCUUAUCCUUAGCCAGCAGUUUCAGAUAAGAUUUAAUGUCGCCCGCUCUGGCCUCAGGUAAACAUUUAACUAUGGUUGCUGGAGCCUCUAAUGCCACGUUUCGGAUUAUAGAGCGGCCAAUGAUCAGAGUCGGCUUGUCAGUGGGUACGUCACUGAGCGGGGAAAAUCUAUUAGAAACGUGGACAGGUUGGUGGUGGCACACGGGCUGGGUUCUAUGCUUCCUGCGUACCGUCACCCAGCCGGCCUGAGGUCCCGGCUGCUCGGGUUCUGCUGGAGGAUCGCUACAGGGUUGUUCUGAGCUAGUUAGCCCCGCGCUAGCUAAGUAGCUAUGGCUGUUUACGUGUUUUUCAACAGCGCGGAGGCGGGACUCCAUUUCCGACACCUUCGCCUCCAAAGCUACAAAAAUGCUACAUUUAUUACACCUGCCAUUAUCGCUAAAGGAGGCAGAGGAGUAACUAAACAUCUGACACAGAGAGCAAGAGAUAGGAGACGGAGAAGCAGAGACAGAAGUAGCCAUAGCCGUGCUGAGGCUAAGCUAACUGGAUGAGCAAACUGUUCAACACCAAAUAAACUGCGUGCAAACUCAAAUGGUUCCCUAAAAGCUAGGUGGAACAUCAGAAAAUGUGUGUUUUAGCGUACUUAUGUGCUACAAUAACUCAGAGAUAUCCUAGUACAGAGAAAUUAAAUCAGUUUUAGCGAGCCCCAAACACCAAACAGCUACACGUAGUGCAACACUGAAAACAGGAAACGCCUUACCGCCAGGUGCAGCCAAUCAGCAAUCAACCUGCAAACAGUGAGUCAAAGUCAAAUACUGAAUUAAUAUAAGUAAGAAAGAAACAAACAAAGAUGUUUAUUUUCCUAACAGAUUCACUGAGACAAAGAACAAAAUAAUUUAGAAAAUAAUCAUGUAAGUAGGAAACAUUUUGUUUUUUGAAGUGCAUUGUUACAAAUAUUAAAUCUUUAUCCUAAAAGCAACUUAUCCAGAUGGUGAUCAAACUUUUUUGUAAAUAAUCAGAUUUUUAUUGUAAAAGCUUGAACUGUGAAAGCACAGUUUGGCUGAUUUUCCUCCAACACGCUGUGCUUCUCCUGUUAUUGUGUAAUCAGCCUUCAAUGCACCGUGAACAGAAAGAUGCAUAUUUUCUGCAAACAUAGUAAUGUGAUGUUAUCUGAUUUAAAGGGCCGCAGAGAAAGAAACUGUUACAAGUCAUCUUCCCAGGCUAGCCUCACUCUUCAAAAGAUGUUAACGUCUCAGGGUUGACUUGUAUUUGUAUUUGUGUGGGCGUUAAAAACAGCCACUAUUUAAAAUGCCCUCACUCUGUAGGAGCUGAUUAGCAAUCACUGCUAACCUAGACUGAUUCUGGCAAAAUCAACUUUAUGCAGCUCAAGGGAGACUCAGUUUACUCACAACACACCCUCAGUCACCUGUAGCUUAUGUACGCUCAGGUUAAUGACUCCAUUCUGCUUCUCCUUCUUCCUAAACCACACCUUGGAGUGGGAUGUUAAGUAACCAGUUCCUCACCUUUUCUGGUUACAUGACAAAGAAGAGGCCCCAGGCAACGUAGAUCCUUUUAGUUUCUCACAAUAAGAAACCAAGGUUUUAUUCCAAAAAGAUGAAAAAAGAGUAAUCCAAACAAAAUCCCGACACAGCGGGAUCCAAAUUUCUUUUCCGAUCAACAGCGCACCCCCGUGUGUGUCUAUCCCAACCCCUUUUAUAUUCUCACUCCUCCUCCUCUCUGCUGCAUUCUUCAGGAGUGCAUCUCCAUGGCAACACCCCCUGCUUCUGGGGCUCAAUGUCUGGUCACUUCUGGUCACAUGAUCUUCCUCUUCUCAGCACCUCCCACAGGCUCCCCUCUUCUCCUUUGGGAUUACAUCACCUCCUCUCACAGCCAUUGGUCAGUAGAGGGGGACGUGGCUCAUGAUUACCCCUCCCUCUACUUCCCAGGGUCAAAUGGGCAUCUCCUCGUUGCUGGACAAGAUGUCUUAUUUAUAUGCUUAUAGCAUCUGGACCAACUCCACAGAGGAUAAAAGAUAGCAUACAUUCUACUCCCAACACCUUUCAAGGUCAAAACAGGUUAUAUCCACAACAUGAAUCGUUCGGCCAUAUCAGCAGAGUGAAGGCACAUCACUAACUUACGACAUUACAGUUCAGGGGGCUAAAAGGCUGCCUGGACACACACACACACACAAACAUGAUAAGAGAAGGUAACAGGCAUUUAGCUUGGUUUCGCACACACAGAUUGAGGUGUAAUCCAGGCCUGAUUUUUAUAAUCAACAGGUCUGGAAUCAACUCAAUUCAGCAGAAACAAACAUAUCACUGUUGUCCAGUAAUAUCAAGCCGUAGAUGUUAAUAUGCAUGCAUCAUUGUGAUAACUGACCAGAGGUCAUGUGCGUUGGCAUGACUCGUCUUUCCAGCUUGAUUCAAACGAAAUUCCCAAUGCUGUUGUCUUUCACGUUACAGAAGAGAUGACGGAGGAUGAUUAAAGUGCACUUGAACCGAGUCGUAAAAGGGUUGUGACUCCACUGCAGCUGGUAUUUUGGUUGAUGUCCAGUCUCUUUUUUAUUAUUAUUAUAUACCUGUGGUUGACUUCAUUCUGUGAAUCUGCGUAACUACUGAAAACAGUUGUGGUUUGCACUUGACUUGCCUGUUUUUAUGAUAAAUUUGUGUAUUUAUAUAUGUUGAGAUGUGUGACUCCUUUUUGUUUGUUUGGACAACUUAAAAUAAAAUGUAUUCCAUGAACAACAUAUUUAAAAA
This is a messenger RNA of Nothobranchius furzeri (turquoise killifish), 14440 nucleotides long. It is a transcript of the gene otofa, whose product is annotated as otoferlin a. Gene Ontology annotation, cellular component: synaptic vesicle membrane; presynaptic active zone membrane. The record is from RefSeq and is a predicted model, not a curated record. Gene Ontology annotation, biological process: plasma membrane organization; synaptic vesicle priming. Gene Ontology annotation, molecular function: AP-2 adaptor complex binding; calcium ion binding. Lineage: Eukaryota; Metazoa; Chordata; Actinopteri; Cyprinodontiformes; Nothobranchiidae.